AGAAACACACAGUAGAGAGAGAGAGAGAGGAGCGCCCGCGUGCGAACCGCGCUCGUGAGGGAAUUUCACCUUACCGGCUUCCCGGGUCCACCAAGUUUUUGUUCUUAUUCCCUUCGAUCUCUCGUUUCGUCUCCCAAGCCGAACUAUUCUUCAGCAAUCUGCUGUGCUAUGAUAGAUCGCAUAAAGAUUGGAGCUUUUUGAUUCGGAGCAAGAAAAACAGGAGAUUUGGAUCAUCUUUGUUAUUGUUUGUUCGGUUUCUCUCUCACGACGGGGUCGGAAAGGAUAUCUCUUUAUAUCACACUUAUACUCCAACCACUCUGGCCAUCACCGGCUGCGAAUUUCAUUCUCACACCUUGAGGAAGGUGUGGGAUCAGAAGGAUUCUAAUGCCGUCUUGUAUUACUUAUCUCUCUCUGCCAUUCAUCUUCGUCGCCACUUCUGUUGUAAUCAGAAGGGUUCUCCAAUCGAUAAUGGCUAAUCAUUGAAGGCCUCACAGCUCUAAUUUGCAGUUUUUCAUUCAUUUGGUAUCAGUUUCCUCGUUCGUUUUGGUGAUAUUGUGUGAUUUGUAAAAGAUAUUACGAAAUAUUUAACAGAAGUUAAGGUCUGCAACUCUGUUUGUGUUUGUUUAAUUUGUUUCCGUCCAUUGUUUUAUUUUCUAAAUUUUGCGUAAUGGCAAUAUGCUCUUGUUUGGCAAAGUUUUUGGCAGGAAGGAAGAAGAAAUCUAAGAACUCGCCCGAAGUCAUGGAUGAUGGUAAUCGAAGUAUCAAUGAUGGUAAACUCGAGUUUAAGUCAAGUAAUAUGGCCAGCUCUUCCACCCAAAAUGGCCUCCCUGAGUCUCAUAUUACAAUCUCAGACUCAUCUCCUAUGCAAGUGAAAAGAUCUUCCUGUAUUUCCGAAGCACCGAUUAAUGAUAAUAGCUUGGUCCCGGGUGAUUUUAUUCAAGAGAUAGCUUACGAGGGAGGCGAUGAACAUGACGAGAGUCGAUCCAUGAAGAGAGAUUACUCCGAUUUCGAUCUUCAAGCUAAAGGGGAACUUGCUUCACAUGGAUCAAACACUGAGUUAAACAACUUUGGUUUUGAGAUCAAGGUAGAGACAGAUGGAGGGCUUAGUCCUGAUACAAUGCUUGCGAGUGGGCAUGUGAGUGAUCCUGGUUUGGCACGGAAAGUUUUUGAAGGAUCACCGGUUCUUAAGCGAUCGUGUUCUAAUAUCGAAACGAAGAGAGCUACCGAGUCAAUCAAUUCAGUGAACAGGCUCAGUUCUUAUUCCAACCUUCAAAAUUUGUUAGGAUUAGGUGGAGAAGAAGUUAGUUAUGAGGAUUAUAGCAGCCCCAUAUCCGUGAAAACUUCUCGUAGCGCCGACCGAGUGAUGCUAAGAAGACGUUCUUCGUGCCAGGUGCUUCCCUCUCGAAGCCGAAAAAUCUGGUGGAAGCUCUUCCUAUGGAGCCAUAGAAAUCUCCACAAAUUCAGUGUUCCUCAAAAACUUGUUUCAGUUCUCAGUACUGCUAAUCCAAAGGUUGGGUACUCUUCUGAUACCCAUGAACCGAGCCAAAAGCUCGAUAAGAUGAAGAAGGCGGUGGAGAGCCAGUGGGUCGCAUUCUCGUCCGAGUCUUCCCCUCGAGACCGAGUUAACGCUUGGAUAAACAGCCUCGUGGAUGACGGAUUCGGUUGUGAAGAAAACCAUCAUGAAACACUAGAUGAAGGAACCGUCAUUCGUUCUCAUUUCGAGAUCGGAGAGUCAUCUGGGAAGAGUCAUUCCCAUACAAGUCGACAUGCGAUCGAGGAGGUGAUACGGGCAAACAAUAUUAUUCGUUCCUUGAAUUCGUUCUCUUCAGUGGCUCAUAUUUCCAAUAUGGGACUUAAGGUCAUUCCUACCAUUUCAGCCUUUGGAGGCCUUAGAUCAGUCAAUCUCUCAGGGAACUUCAUAGUUCAUAUCUCUCCCGGUUCGCUUCCGAAGGGCCUUCACACCCUCGACUUGUCCCGGAACAAGAUAGCAACCAUUGAAGGCCUUAAGGACCUCACAAAGUUGAGGGUUCUUAACUUGAGCUAUAACCGCAUCGCAAGAAUUGGUCGUGGAUUAUCCAACUGCACGAUCAUCAAAGAACUGUACCUCGCCGGCAAUAAGAUCGGCGAGGUCGAAGGCCUCCAUCGCCUCCUAAAGCUCACAGUUGUGGACCUCAGCUUCAACAAGAUAAGCACAGCCAAAGCUUUAGGACAGCUUGUCGCCAACUACAACUCUCUCAUGGCCCUCAAUCUGAUUGGGAACCCGAUACAGAGCUGUGUGGGAGAUGAGCAGGUGAAGAAAACGGUUCUGAGUCUUCUUCCCCACCUCACCUAUCUGAACAAGCAGCAGAUAAAGCAGCAUAGAGCGAGAGAGGUUCCGGCCAGCCGGGCAGCCAUUGUUGACACCGGAAGGAGCUCGCAGAGGCGGCCGGUGAGGCUUCUGAGUCAGGUCUCGAGCCCGAACUCAUCGACGAAGAAGAAGACUCGACCCAAGGGUAAGUAUCAGCAGUCAUCUCUGAGAAGGUAAGCCUUGCCUGGUCAGCAGGCUUUAUAGCUUUCAUUGCCCAUAACUUUUGUUCGUUGCUUGAUAGUUUUAUAUGGUUUUGAUUCGGAAAAAUAAAGAGAAUAAUUGUGGGAAUAUUGUUUUUGCAUUUUUGUUUAAAAUAGUUAAUAAAUGUUUUUUUUUUCAAGAUAUUUAUG
This is a messenger RNA of Phalaenopsis equestris, 2697 nucleotides long. RefSeq lists its product as uncharacterized. Lineage: Eukaryota; Viridiplantae; Streptophyta; Magnoliopsida; Asparagales; Orchidaceae. Gene Ontology annotation, cellular component: cytoplasm. The record is from RefSeq and is a predicted model, not a curated record. The transcript has 5 exons. Gene Ontology annotation, molecular function: protein kinase binding. Bases 668 to 2524 code for a protein of 618 amino acids.